Molecule: messenger RNA, 1915 nt
Organism: Anneissia japonica
Lineage: Eukaryota; Metazoa; Echinodermata; Crinoidea; Comatulida; Comatulidae
Product: eukaryotic translation initiation factor 5A-1-like
Exons: 5
Coding region: 10-540 (176 amino acids)
Biological process (GO): positive regulation of translational elongation; positive regulation of translational termination
Molecular function (GO): RNA binding; translation elongation factor activity; ribosome binding
Source: RefSeq, a predicted model, not a curated record
ACUCUACGCAUGCGUGCUUUGCAACCUAUUCUAUCCUCUCUCUUCCACAUCUGCACUAAAGUAGAAUACACAUUUUCAUUGAAAAUGACUGAUUUUAAUUCUGGAGAUUCAGGGGCUUCAAAUACCUUUCCAGCCCAGUGCUCUUCCCUUCGCAAAAAUGGUUACGUAGUGAUUAAAGGUCGCCCUUGCAAAAUUGUAGAGAUGUCUACUUCAAAGACUGGAAAGCAUGGUCAUGCCAAGGUCCAUCUUGUUGCUAUUGACAUUUUCACUGGAAAGAAGUAUGAGGAUAUCUGCCCAUCUACUCACAACAUGGAUGUUCCUAAUGUAGUGCGAAAAGACUAUCAGCUUAUUAACAUAGAUGAAGGAUACCUUUCCCUAAUGGAUGAUGGUGGAGAAACUCGUGAUGACGUCAAAGUUCCAGAGGGCGAAUUAGGAAAAGAAAUCGCUGUCAAGUUUGAAAAAGAGGAUUCAUUCAGUGUUACCAUUCUGAAGGCUAUGGAUGAGGAGAAAGCUGUAGCAAUCAAGAAUUUGGCAAACUAAGCAUCAGAAUGACAAGCUUGUAAUUAUGUUAAUGAUGUGUACAUUGGUCUAGAGAGUGCAGUCUGUGGGACCAGAAUAACCAAGUGGAAGGAUGCUGAAUCAGUUUAUCAAAAACAUACAAAUAACGGAGCUAGUGUCGUCUAUUUGGUAUCAUUCAAUCGUUGACACUGGUGAUAAAAAUAGUACAUACAGUCUCCUUAAUAUGCAGAUGCAGGAGAUAUUUUUUUCUUCAUUUAAAAACAAUUUAUUGAUUUUUGGUCAAAUAUAUAUAUAUACAAGCACUAGUUAGUGCAGAGAACAAUGAUUCUUUAUUUUGUUGGUGUUUUAUUUUUUGUAAAUGCUAAAAAAAAAGAUGUGAAUGGCUUUAAUUAUGGUGGCAUUGUAUCGGAUUAUAUUAUGUGAUAAUUAAUUUUAAUUAUAUUUUUUUUUCAUCAAUGAUAAGGAGUAGGCGGUACAGUAUCAACAACUUGUACAUGGAGUGGAUCACAUUAGUUACUCAAUGUUUAAUUUACCACUAUAAUCAUGAUGUAUAUGUAUGAUACACUGAUUAAUAGAAUAGUUAUGUACUCAUUUAUAUUGCUACUUCCAAAGGGUACAUGCUUUGUGAUGUUAACAUAUUUGAUUGCCUGUGCAGUAAUGGGAACAGCUCCCUCUACUGAUUCUGUUAGAACUUUUGUCUUGUUUGAUCAUUUGAAAAUUCCUUCCUAAAUCGGUAAACCUUCCUGGAUUAUGUGCCAGUCGUUUAUCCUUCUAUCGUGAACCAAGUUAGGUUUGUUUUGCGAAAGCGAUAAAACUUGACAACAUGGUUCCUUAAUACUGACCAAUUCAUUAUCAUACCUUUGGACUUGACCAAUGUCCAUAUCCUCAGUGCUUUUGUCACAUAAGUGUAGACGGGUAAGCUACUUAGCAAUGUAAUUUAUUGAACGAACCAAGGAGAGAAUGCAUUUCCAGGUCCCAGAUGUAAAUGGAUAUUAUAAAUAAAAGUCCGUUUUAAAUUUUUUUUUGAAAAGAUGUUAUCAAAACUUAAAUCAAAUAAUCAAAUAAAGAAUCGGAGCGGGAACAUAUCCGGGUCCCUGGUGUAAAUGUUUCACACUAGCCGUUACAGCAGGUUGUGGUGUCUGCUGGUUUUCGUCAUCCCCCCCCCCAAUAAACUAUCAAAAGCUUUAACACGUCUUUAACUGUAAGACUACAGUAUAUACAUUGUGGACAAAUGGAGGGGGCCCUUCAAGGCCCUUAGUUGUGCUGAGUUUUUUUUUUUUUUCAGCGGACAGUUGUUCACGGCUUGCAUGACAUUAUAAAAAAGGUCAUUGGCAUCUGAACAUUCAAAAGAUUUGUUUUUUCAUGCUAAUAAAGUUUAGAUCCAGAUAAAUCUCAA